AUGGAGAAGAUUUUCAUGAUGGGAAAAUAUUGCUAUGAUGAUCUCUCUGCGGCUCAGAAGCGUCUCGUGGCCUGGCCUUACCGCACCGGCAGUGAAGUCUGUUUCCCAAGCACUUCGGCACUGCUGACGGAAAGGCAUGGCCAGCUGAAGUCAUUUUGGGAUCAGCGGAUCGACACAGCACAGCAUUUGGCAGCUUUGGAGGAGCUGUUUCCCAGUCGACUUUUUGUGUUGCACCAAAGCGAGCUGCGCGACACACCGGGCAACAUCUUCGAUGAACUGGCGGCCUUUUUUGGGCUUCGUCCUUUCCCCGGCAAGAUGAUGUUCAGGCGCCACAACUCCGUGGGGGGGCACCGAACGGAUCUUUGCUUCAAUGCAUCACUUGUGCGAUCCUAG
Messenger RNA from Symbiodinium sp. CCMP2592, 393 nucleotides. Lineage: Eukaryota; Dinophyceae; Suessiales; Symbiodiniaceae. The record is from the annotation of a GenBank genome assembly.